AUUUGUGAUCUGCGGUGAGUGGGAAAUGCGCUGGUCGUGAAAAACUGUGUUUUAUUUGUUGCUAGUCCCCACAGUUGCGCCCAUUUCCGAGCGAUCUUGAAAAGCCUUCACGGCCGGCAGACAGACGUCAUGCAGAACGACGCUGGUGAAUUCGUGGAUCUCUACGUGCCCCGCAAAUGUUCUGCUAGCAACAGAAUUAUUGGUGCCAAGGAUCAUGCCUCUAUCCAGAUCAACAUUGCUGAGGUUGACAAGGCCACCGGCAGGUUCAAUGGACAGUUCAAGACCUAUGCCAUCUGCGGUGCUAUUCGUAGAAUGGGUGAGGCUGAUGACUCUCUUUUGAGGCUGGCAAAGAAUGACUCUAUUGUGUCAAAGAACAUCUAAGUUUGCAGAUGGACUUGAGGAGUUUCUUUGUAAAAUAAAACACAAAAUGAA
Messenger RNA from Electrophorus electricus (electric eel), 432 nucleotides. It is a transcript of the gene rps21, whose product is annotated as ribosomal protein S21. Gene Ontology annotation, molecular function: structural constituent of ribosome. Gene Ontology annotation, cellular component: ribosome. Gene Ontology annotation, biological process: translation. Lineage: Eukaryota; Metazoa; Chordata; Actinopteri; Gymnotiformes; Gymnotidae. The record is from RefSeq and is a predicted model, not a curated record.